UCCUCUUCCUCUCGCGAGUCCUGACCUACCCCCAAUCCGGACCAAUGCGGCUCUGAGCUGCCGCCGUGCCCUACCUCAGCGUCUCCGCCGGCGCCUCCCCCAACCCCUCCGCCGCCCCCCUACUACCUCCCACCGCCUCUCACGCGGCGUCGCUUCGCCGUCACCGCUCCCGUUGUACCUCGUCGCGUCCCCGCCGUCUCAACCCCAUCCGCGACUUUCGCCAUCGGUUCUGAGAUUGUGUCCAAGGUUCUCUUUGCACACGAUGCUGUCCUGUCAAGGAGUAGCUACCGGGGCUGCAAAUUCUCAGCUAUUCGGUUUCCCUGCCGCGAGCCGCUAUGGUUAUCCUUCAAGAUCAUCAGUUCGUUCUAAACCAGGCUUUCUGAAACUACAGCCGCCUGCACUUCAUGACAAGAAAAUCCUCCCUCUGAGAGCAUGUGUUGAUAUUUCUGCUCGUGCCGUAUCUUCCUCCUUCCUGAAGUAUGAUUCUGUAAAGGGCACCAAUCCCAUCAAGCCAUUGACAUCAAGCCGCAACUUGCACCCAGGAACUCAAUUUCGCUGUCAAGCAUCUUUAGCGUCAUUCAGCUACCCUGAGUUAACUUCUAAACCAAAAUGGUGGUGGAGGACCCUGGCAUGUGUACCUUAUCUUCUGCCACUGCACAAUAUGUGGUCGCACGCAGAUGCUGUGUACCAGCUUCAUCCAUACUUGCAACAGUUUAGUCUGUUUUAUGCCUUCAUUGACACAAUGGCACUAGUCCCUGGAUGGCUAUUUCUGAUGAUCUUCAUGACUGUCUACUUCUUUGUGGUGCGACGGAAGUGGUCUCCACACUUUCUGCGGUAUCACAUCAUAUUGGCUAUUCUUCUCGACACUGGCUCUCAAGCUUUGGCGACCAUGUGCAACUGGAAUCCGAGCAUUGUUUUUCAGGGUAAACCAAUGGCAUAUUUCUGGAUGACACUGGCCUUCAUUCAGAUAUUCACGGUCCUCGAGUGUAUGAGGUGUGCGCUUGCAGGAGUGUAUCCUAAUGUUCCAUUCAUAUCCCACACGGCAUUCAUCCAUUCUGAUCUGAACCUGUUCAGGUAAUCGACUAGUGCAGUGUGUUGAAAAUGUAAGAGGGCCUAAGGAACUGUGUGUGUGUGUGUGUGCGUGAGUCAGAACUUAGUUGAGGGUGUAAAAUGGUUGGGAAAUGCAUUUUGGGACA
Molecule: messenger RNA, 1196 nt
Organism: Lolium rigidum
Lineage: Eukaryota; Viridiplantae; Streptophyta; Magnoliopsida; Poales; Poaceae
Product: protein TIC 20-I, chloroplastic-like
Exons: 3
Coding region: 263-1078 (271 amino acids)
Source: RefSeq, a predicted model, not a curated record